UGCGUUUGGUUUGUCCGAAGACUGACGUCGACGUUGAAUGAAAUUGGUGGUGCUGCUCCCGAAUGUCUUAGCGAAGUGAAAAGAAAGGGAGAAAGAAAAAAGAAAGUUUAACUAAGGGCACGGUUACCGGCCCGUGUGCCAAUUUUUAUUUUGUUUUGAACAAGGCAGAUCAAUGGAAAUUCAUGGCAUCUAACUUGUUGCGGCCGGAACGCUGUUAAAGUGAAAGAGCUAGAGAGGCGCCAUUUUGUUCCUUUUUUUAAUUAUAAAAAUAAGAACACUCCUCGCCCCAGCUCAUCAACCUAAGGAAGGGAGGGAUUAUGGCGAAAAAAACCUACGAUUUACUCUUCAAGUUGCUGCUGAUCGGAGACUCCGGAGUGGGGAAAACCUGUGUGCUUUUUAGGUUCUCGGAUGACGCCUUUAAUACCACUUUUAUCUCCACAAUAGGAAUUGAUUUUAAAAUCAAAACAGUGGAACUACAGGGAAAGAAGAUCAAAUUGCAGAUAUGGGACACAGCAGGACAGGAACGAUUUCACACCAUCACCACUUCCUACUAUAGGGGAGCAAUGGGAAUCAUGCUAGUCUAUGACAUCACAAAUGCUAAAAGCUUUGAAAACAUCAGUAAAUGGCUGAGGAACAUAGAUGAGCAUGCAAAUGAAGAUGUAGAGAGGAUGUUGCUAGGCAACAAAUGUGAUAUGGAAGACAAGCGAGUGGUGCAGAAAUCAAAAGGAGAGCAGAUUGCCAGAGAACAUGGGAUUAGGUUUUUCGAGACUAGUGCAAAAGCUAAUAUCAACAUUGAGAAAGCAUUCCUCACAUUAGCAGAAGACAUACUUCGAAAGACUCCCGUAAAAGAACCUGACCGGGAAAAUGUAGAUAUCAGCACUGCAGGUGGUGGAACAGGACUGAAGAAAUGCUGUAGCUGAGCGCUCUGUGAAAAUCCACUUUAUGCAUUCUAUCUAAAAUGUUCUUUCCUAUUAAAACAAACAAAAUUCUCAUUACCCUUUCUUCUUGCCUGCUUGACACACACAAUUUUGAAAACCUGUAUAAAAUCAUGUCUGUGACUUAAUGUCUCAUUUUAAAUGUGCGUGCUCAACUCACUACAUUUGGUUGUAUUAUAGUUAAAAUUCAUUAUCAAAGUAACAAUGGAUUCAACUCAGCAAAUUGUAUAAGAAUAAAAGUUAGAAUUAACAAAUUUUUGUACAACAGUGGAAUUUUCUCUUGUGUAUAAUGUACUUCUUAAUUUGUACAUUUGUGCAAAAAGUGAGAUAUGAGACACCCGUGUAGACUGCUUUCCUUUAUAGGUUGGAUUAAUUUUGUCUUGUGCCUUAUUUGAAAACAGGCGUAACUGAACGACUGCAGAGGCAGAAGACCAUUUUUCAGACUUGGCUGUUUUAAUAUCUACUUGCUGUAUUAUUAAUGCAUUAUAGGUGCCAGUGUCUGAACACUUUUUUUUGUGGUAAACUCCAGUAUUUCUUGGUCAAUAUUUGCUGGUUAUGCAGACUUGGUUUUUAUGCUGUUGAGGAGAAAAUUGGAAAUUUACUAAUGCAUGUAAUAGUGCUACUUUUUUUUUAUUUAGGGUGACGUGGUUCUAAUUUCUUUAAAUGUGCAAUUUACCGUAAUUUGGGCCACCAGCAAAAAUCCUGUGGGAUAACUAUCUUUCAGUUAAUUUCAGAAAGAUAGACUGUAUUAGCGAGUUUUGAGAAGAUUUGUAGCUCAAGUUGAGGUUCUGGAUGGGAGUUUGCUCGCUGAGCUGGAAGAUUCGUUUUCAGACGUUUCGUCACCAUUCUAGGUAACAGUGAGCCUCCGACGAAGCGCUAGUGUUAUGUCCCGCUUUCUAUUUAUCUGGUUAGGUUUCCUUGGGUUGGUGAUGUCAUUUCCUGUUCUUUGGCUCCAAAUCAAUCUACCAUCCCCU
Molecule: messenger RNA, 1909 nt
Organism: Stegostoma tigrinum
Lineage: Eukaryota; Metazoa; Chordata; Chondrichthyes; Orectolobiformes; Stegostomatidae
Gene: rab10
Product: RAB10, member RAS oncogene family
Exons: 6
Coding region: 318-920 (200 amino acids)
Biological process (GO): cellular response to insulin stimulus
Cellular component (GO): recycling endosome; Golgi apparatus; insulin-responsive compartment
Molecular function (GO): GTPase activity; GTP binding
Source: RefSeq, a predicted model, not a curated record